This is a messenger RNA of Pantherophis guttatus, 2079 nucleotides long. It is a transcript of the gene F2RL1, whose product is annotated as F2R like trypsin receptor 1. NCBI's taxonomy places the organism in Eukaryota, Metazoa, Chordata, Lepidosauria, Squamata, Colubridae. The record is from RefSeq and is a predicted model, not a curated record. Gene Ontology annotation, biological process: phospholipase C-activating G protein-coupled receptor signaling pathway; thrombin-activated receptor signaling pathway; positive regulation of Rho protein signal transduction. Gene Ontology annotation, cellular component: plasma membrane. Gene Ontology annotation, molecular function: thrombin-activated receptor activity.
CCCUGGGCUCUCCCGCGCGGCGCUCUCGGCGCUGCCGGCGAAGGAGAAGCUUGCCUGCCAGCCCGCCGCCGGGCGAAACUCCUGCCUUCCCCGCCUCUCACAGGCUCAAAGGGCACCUGGCCGGCGCGAAGGGGCGAGGCUCCGCCUCCGCCGCCCUCUCCUUUUUUUCAGGUUGCGGUGAAACUCCGGUGAAACUCCCGGGCGCCGACAAGGAAGGAGGUGGAAGUUCUCCUGUGUUCGCCGCCGGUGCCGCCGCGAUCCAGUGGGAGCCUUGCCGCGGAUAUGGGGCGCCUCUGCCAGCCUUGGCUGGGGGUCCUGGUCUUGGGAGGAACUUUGGCCGUCGCCUCUGUUACAGUGAGAAACCAAACUGUCUUUUCAAAAGGAGGAAGAAGCUUUAUUGGUCAAAAAACCAAUUCAACAAACAACAAAGAAGGAUACAAAAUAGAUGAGUUUGCAACCAAAAUCCUAACAGGAAAACUGACUACAAUUUUCCUCCCUAUGAUCUACAUUAUAGUCUUCAUCAUCGGCUUGCCAAGCAAUGCCUUGGCUCUGUGGGUUUUUUUCUUCAGAACAAAGAAGAAGCAUCCUGCGGUGAUCUAUAUGGCUAAUUUGGCUCUGGCAGAUCUCCUAUUCGUAAUCUGGUUCCCUCUGAAAAUUGCUUACCAUAUUAAUGGCAACAACUGGAUCUAUGGCGAAGUCCUGUGCAAAAUACUUGUUGGGUUCUUUUAUGGAAACAUGUACUGCUCCAUUCUUUUUAUGACAUGCCUCAGCGUGCAGAGAUAUUGGGUAAUUGCAAAUCCCAUACUGCACUCAAGAAAGAAGUCAGAAAUUGCUAUGAAAGUUUCAGCUGCAGUAUGGAUCCUGCUGCUGCUUGGCACAGUGCCACUAUAUCUUAUUAACCAAACUGUUUAUAUUUCUAACCUUAACAUCACUACAUGUCAUGAUGUCUUACCGCAGUCUGUGUUGGCCAACGACAUGUUCCACUACUUCCUUUCCCUGGCUAUUGGGGUCUUCUUAUUCCCAGCCAUUCUCACAACUGGGGCUUACAUUCUCAUGAUAAAGACUCUUAAUGCUUCCAUUACAGAUGCAACAAUUGGGAAGAAAAGGAGAAGAGCCAUCAAGCUCAUCAUUAUUGUACUUUCUAUGUACUUGAUCUGUUUCUUGCCUAGCAAUAUUCUGCUGGUGGUCCAUUAUGCCCAGAUCAAAAGCAGUGGAUUCAGUAACGUAUAUGCAUCAUAUAUUACAGCCCUUUGCCUUUCUACUCUAAACAGCUGCAUCGAUCCGUUUAUCUACUACUUCAUUUCAAAAGACUUUAGGGAUAAUCUAAAAAAUGCCCUUCUAUGUCGAAGUGUGCGCACCACCAAGAGGAUGCAAGUCUCUGUCUCUUCAAACAGAUACCCAAGAAAAUCCCCCUCUUAUUCCUCUAGUUCAAACACAACUAAGUCAACUUAUUAAAUUUGUGCGUACGACACAGGAAUGUCUGGAUUUCCAUGGACAGAACAUGAAACCGAAUUCCAGUAACAUUUAGUAAACAAAUGUUUACAGCUGGUGGACCUUCUUUCCAUACAAAAUUAUAUGAACAAACAUGUCCUUUACAAAGGGAAAAAUCAAAGUGGCACCCCUGAUACGGACAAUAUAAUAUAGUUGAGUUUGGGUUUAGACCAAUACAAGAUUAUUUUUACAAGCGAUUAGCAGGUGUGCAAAUAAGUUUUUCCAUCUUGGUGUUAAUCAAAGAAACAUCUUGCAUCCAGGCACAAGUGAUGCUCCUAACUAAUAUUAACUAGUUUGAGAUUUUAGACAACUUCUGUUUUAUAAGAACGGGGAACGGUAGAAGAACAUUGACAGUUUGCCAAACCUGUUUUUUCCUAAUCCAGGAUCUGUGAAGGCCCUGGAAUACUGUAUUAUUAAUAUCCCAGUGACUGUUCUUUGCACUAAUAUACUUAAUACUUUUAUUUUUAACUAUGCUGUGAAUACGCAAUGUUUCCAGUAAUGUAGCAUGUAAAUUGUAGGCUUACUACAAUAUUUUAAAAUAAAAAUAUUUUAAAUGUUUUUAAUUAAAUAAAGGAACACUUUUAUAUA